AUGAAUGGAAUGGGUGGUUUCGAAGUACAUGAAUGUGAUUUAUUUGAGCAUGAACCUUACACGGUUAAUUGCCUAGCGCUAGAUGAACGGCAGGGUAUCCUGUCUGUUGCUCGACAUUCCGAUUUCGGGGAUAGAAAACGUAAUGGCGUGAUAGAAUUUUGGAAUGUAAUUGGUACACCAAUGUUUUAUGUCCGAAGCACAUUUCUUGGAAAUAAAACUGCCGAAUCACUGCUUUGGAAGGGCGAUAUUUUACUUGCCGCACAUCUUGACGGUUCGAUAACAUGUCAUCGUCUUCAUACUUCGGAAUACUCUAUUGCUUCACUUACACCAAGUCCAUUGUGGUGUUUGGCCUCAAUAACAGGAAGCGCCUUUUGUGCUGGUUCAGAUUCAGGAGCUGUGCUAAUGCUCUCUUUGGAAGAGAAUGAUCGUAUUGCUUUGAGCAAGACUGUAUCUAUUGGCUUUGGUGUGCACGUUAUGUCACUGGCAUGCAAUAGCGAUAUUAUCGCUGCUGGAACGAUGGAUGAAAUCAGUCUUAUAAGCGUACCGAAACAACGAAUAGAACAUAGAAUGAAAUUACCUCGGAUCGAAAAACGGAAACCAACUGUUGUUUGGUGCUUAUGUUUCAUUGGCGAUUUAUUGGCAUCGGGUGAUUCACGAGGGUAUGUAACAUUCUGGAAUACAUCGAAUGGAGCAUUUUCACAAUGUUUACAAACACACCAAAGUGAUAUUUUAUCGCUAACUGUGGUGAAUCAAUCACUUUACGCUGCCGGUGUAGAUCCUACGAUUGCUCGACUUGGGCUUAAUCAGGAACGUACUGCUUAUCGCGUUGAACAUCGAAGGACAAUUCAUAGCAAUGACGUAAGAGCUCUGAUUGCAUCAAAACAUACAACAUCUCUCUAUUCCGGUGGUGCCGAUUACUAUUUUUGCAUCAGUAAUCGUUUUAAACAUGCUGAUGCUUUAAAAAAUAUAUUCUGUAGUGUCGCGGUGGAUGCGAAUCUCUUUUCCUACCAGUAUGAUGAUCGCAUUGUUAUUUGGGAAGCUGGUAAACCCAAUACAGUAGCGUCAGAGAAAGGAAUUUAUUGCUUGUCAAGGGGUCCGGUUAAGUUAGCUCAAUUACGGUCUCAUCGUGGAGAAUUCAUUAGAUCAAGUGCACUUAACCGUGAAGGUAGUUUGUUGGCAGUAUCUACAGUUUGUACAACAACCCUUUACAAACUGGAUCUCAGUUCCUCAAAAGAACCCAGUAUAUCUGUCAUGAAAAGAAUGGAUAUUUGUGGGACGGGAUUGUUAUUUACAUCAACGUCUUUAUUUAUUGCAUCCGGAUGCCUUAGGAUAUCUGGCUUAUCAAUUGGUGAUCCGAUACCAGAAUAUCCAGAUGUAAUCGCCGAAAGAGAUAAUGCCGGUGAGGUAGUUCGAUUACACCCUAACAUAACCGAAACGUCGGUUGUAUUGCUCACAGCGCGAAAUGAAAUUUUUGUUCUGGAAAUCCGCAAAAAGAUAUUGCGAAAGUUGGAAAUUCCCGGCACAGACAUUUUCAUCGAUGUUCAAUUUAUUAAUUUUGCUUCGCUCUAUAUUCUCUGUGCUGAUAGAAAGCAUACACUUAUCGAAUAUAAUACCGAUACAAAUAUUCUUAGUGGUAGUACGAUUUCAACGGAAGCAUUAUGCAUGUUAACAGAUGAAUUAGUUUUACAAAUGGAUUGCAAUAGUUCAAGUGGUGUUGUCUUGAGUGGUUCACGAGGCAGUUUUCGGGUUAUUGCGCUUAUCAAUGGAAAACGAGUACUGCUAUAUGGACCAGAAGCGUGCGCACUAAAGAAAACGGAAGGAGGCGAUGGAGUAUGCUUAAUGCGUAGGGAUCGAUGCAUGCAGGCCUACUGGUUAUCAGCCCGAAAAUUGCUCUUCACGACUCCAAGUAUGCUUGCCGAACCUUCCCAGACCGCUUUUCGACUUAAACGUUACGGCCUGAAUUAA
Molecule: messenger RNA, 1965 nt
Organism: Loa loa (African eye worm)
Lineage: Eukaryota; Metazoa; Nematoda; Chromadorea; Rhabditida; Onchocercidae
Exons: 12
Coding region: 1-1965 (654 amino acids)
Biological process (GO): maturation of SSU-rRNA from tricistronic rRNA transcript (SSU-rRNA, 5.8S rRNA, LSU-rRNA)
Cellular component (GO): small-subunit processome; t-UTP complex; 90S preribosome
Molecular function (GO): protein binding; RNA binding
Source: RefSeq, a predicted model, not a curated record